Messenger RNA from Haliotis rubra (blacklip abalone), 4505 nucleotides. RefSeq names its product acid-sensing ion channel 2-like. The coding region runs from base 277 to 2376 and encodes 699 amino acids. Gene Ontology annotation, biological process: sodium ion transmembrane transport. Lineage: Eukaryota; Metazoa; Mollusca; Gastropoda; Lepetellida; Haliotidae. The transcript has 10 exons. The record is from RefSeq and is a predicted model, not a curated record. Gene Ontology annotation, molecular function: ligand-gated sodium channel activity. Gene Ontology annotation, cellular component: membrane.
GAUGUUGGCAUCAUAGUAACAUCGUAGUAGGCCGCGUGAAACAGAAACAUCCGCUGGAGUUUGACGUUCUGAGAUUAUUUUCCGCAUAUUAUCUCAACUCUGUACGUGAUGUGAUUAAGUUUUAUUUCAAGCUAAACGUUAUUAUCGAACGAUUUGAGUUCUUAAGUUUCUUCACGAUGUGACUGCAGUUCAGUCGCGCUGUUUGAGGACCACCCAGAGCUGACGAAACAUCUAUUAACAAUUGCUCCACGCCGAAGACACUCCCAGCCUUCAACCAUGAUGGCGCUCCCCAAAACCAGAUCGGAGAAGAACGGUAUCCCAGAAGCCUUUGUUUACAGAGGGGAAGAAGAAAUGAAAUCUGGCAAUGUCAAGGAACAGUUUAACAAGUUCUUUCAGGAGACCAGUUUCACUGCUCUGGUUCGAAUCUACAAUGCCACAUCAAUUGUAAAGCGCCUUGCGUGGUUGGUGGUGUUCCUGGCAAUGCUGGCCUGGCUAUCAGUUCAGUGUUACUGGCUUCUAGAGCGGUACUUUAACUAUCCCGUGGAAGUUAAGAUGGACUUGGUGGCGGCACAGGAACUAGAUUUCCCAAGCAUAACAGUGUGUAAUUUGAACCCACUCAAGAAAUCCAAACUACACGAGAUGCCCUAUAGGGACCUCGCAUCCUUCAUGCAGCUUGAAUCACAAGACAAGCUGUACACCGCAUUUAAAGACAACUACUAUGACGACUGGUACGAAGACAAACAUCGGAAGCCUGACGCGGUAAUUGGUAUGCCAAUGACGACUUGGAUGUCAAACCCGAACACAUUUGGUUUAGUGUCGUCCACGUCCUGGGGAACAAAUGGAAACGGCGUCCCGAACCCAACAACUGAAUCACCCCCAGGUGUGGCAACAAGCGCUCCUUCUGCUACAUCUGGACAAGUUACAGGGCCACUGGUGUCACAGCCGUCAACGAACUCCUCUGGCCAAGCCACAAACUCCACGUCAGACUCUAUGGGCGUAGGUCUUGAUACUACGACAAAGAGCGGAGAUCCUGCUCCUUUUGGAUCCUCCCAAACCGCAUCCUCAUCCUCUACAACACACGACAGCGGCGCCACGGACUCAACAUCAGGCAUGACAGGAGGUGUUCCACUCACCACGAUGGGAGGAGUAGGAGGAGGAGUAGGAGGAGGAGGACCUACACCGAAGAAACGUAAAAAGAGACAAGCAGCUGAUCUUACUGAUUUCUUGAAGGAAAAUAGCUUCAACAAAUGGGACAUGCUGGAACGGAGCAACGUGGCUAACGAGUUUUAUGAAGAUAAGGACAGGGAGUACAUCGCCUCAAUGGCCUAUGCUACCUUCUCUAAGACACACAAUGCGUCCACCCUGAUUGAAGGGGGCCACCCGGCUAAGAACUUCAUUAUUGACUGCAAAAUGGAAGGGUUCCCAUGCUCUCCCAAGAACUUCACCACCUUCGUCAGUCACAAAUAUGGCAACUGUUACACGUUCAAUGCUGAGGGAAACGGAAAGAAGGUCGUGUCAAGAUUUACUGGCCCCAGUCACGGUCUCUCCCUGGAGCUGUACCUGGACCAGGACGAGUACAUCGCCGCGCUCUCCCCAUCAGCUGGAGCUAGGGUCCUCAUCCACCCUCGCAAUUCCAUGCCGUUCCCCGAGGACGAGGGAAUCUCCAUAGCCCCGGGUGUGUCUACCUCAGUAGGAUUACGCAAGGUUGACAUCACCCGCCUGACCCCACCACAUGGAGUAUGUGCAGAGAUGGGCUUGGUUGAAGAUUUCUACAACACGAACCUGCACACGAACUACUCGAAGCUGUCCUGUCUGAAGUCCUGCUACCAAAACCUGGUCAUUAAGUACUGCCAUUGCGCCAUGCCAGGUUUAUACGUCCCAGCUAACAUCACUGUCUGUAACAUGACAAAUACCACUGUAGAAACCUGCAGCACUGAAUUACCGGACACGCAAAAAGCCGAGUUCCAACAGUGUGACAAGAGCUGUCCUCAGCCAUGCAGAGAGGUUCGUUUCGAGAAGACGCUGUCUGCUGCACAAUGGCCUUCUAAGCAAUAUAAGCAUCAUCUUCAGAGUAAAGUCCAGCAGAGUAACUACAAAUUCUACGGAUCGCAGGUCGAGGAGGAAGAUUUUGCAAGGGUAGAAGUCUAUUUUGAGGACCUUUUGUUCAAAGAAAUUGAACAACAGAAAGCAUACGAGUCUCAGAACCUGAUCAGUGAUAUCGGCGGUCAACUCGGACUAUGGCUUGGCCUUUCUGCCAUCACUCUCGGAGAGCUGUUCAGUUUCCUCUUCUCCAUCGGUCAGGCUGCGACUCGGAGAGUCGUCGGAAACAGCAAGAAGGGCAGCAAAACCCCCAUUGAACCUGUCAGUUACAUGUAGUGAUGGAAAACACCGGAACAGACCGAGUAGUUCCGAAAUGAAACGAAAGUUACCGAAUUCGUCUCCAAAGCCUGUGAACAUUCAAUUGAACUUCUUUUAUUAACAUCAGGACUUUCAUCUUUCAUUAGUUAAUGUUGUAAAGGGUGAUAGGUAAUUGUGUAGAUAUAGACAUGUUGAAAGUUAUAAAGGUGUCAUUUUAAUCUCUUCUAGUUAACCUUCCGCGGGAACAAAUUCAUUGUGUUCAAGAUUAAAACACACACUUGUCACCGCAAAACCGACAUUGAUAUUGGUAAUACCUUUCGUUUCAUCUCACAUUGGUGUUGCUUAGCAACUCAUUAAACAGAAUGUACAUAUUUAAAGAAGAAGUUAAUGUUAAGUGUUUUCAAAUUUAUUGAUAGUGUGAGUGUUUGAAAUUAUAUCUUGAACUGAUAGCCUAACAGUUGCCUUAAUUCUUUUCAACGCGCACUUAAACUGCUGACAUACAUGACGUCAUCGUUGAUGACGACAUCAAACUUCCACGACAGCUGUGAAAUUUUUAUCAAGCGCCAUAAUUAAUGGUAUUCUUUUCAUCCUGCUGAUUACCUUGUUUUGUCACAUUUGGGACAUUAAUAUGUUUAUCAAAAAUAAAUAUAGCAUUCUUCCCCUGAUAUAAAAAACAAGAUUUCCAUACUUCGAAUUCCAUUGCAAUAAGCUGACAGUAUAUCAACCAAUAUGAUCGCACAUUUGUUUUCCUACAGGGUGUUAUUUUUUGUGUUAUCGUCAUUAGAUAUGCCGUGUACAAAAGAAACAAUCCUCUUCGUUAACAUAUGUGUGUAUUAAGAGGAGCGUAGCCUGUGAUACCACUGUACAUAUAUAGAGCUCCAAAUAAGCCUUUAAAUCAGGAGUAUUUACAAAGAAAGUUUACGUCAAGUUAAUUUCUCGUUUUACCUUAUUCAAAUUAUCCAGCUAAAAGUUAUUUUUCAUAAUUCUUUAAAAAGUGCCAAAUGUAUAUUUAAUAUGAGAAAACAGCUUAGUCUUUGAAAAGUGACAAUCAUUGGCUUAAAUGAACUAAACAGCAUCACCAAACUGUUCAUCAUCUACUUUCAUCAUUGCUGAUUCACAACCAUGUAAACAACCACGAUAUUUCAUUAAUCAACGACCGAAGCUAUUUAUCAUAUUUGAGAACGAAUGCACUUUUGUCUUCUGGCUUAUCUGGAGCAGAGGAAACAUGUGUUUCAAUUUAUACUCUUGUGACUUAUAUAUAUUUAAUCUUUUCUCCUUUUUCAGUAUGUGAGACAACUAUUUUCGCGUAUGAUGACGGAGUGGAUAAGUCCUCAUGUUAUUACCCUCGUACCUCUCAAAUCAUGGCAAACAAUAAAGCAUCCUUCCUUAUUUGAUCAGUAUAUGUUGGUUUAGACUGAGGAGCAAAGGAAAAUACGCCGUAUGUUUCUGCAUCAGUGAAAAUUGAAAGAGCUGUUGUUAAAUACGAUAAUGUGCAUCUAACGAUCACUAAAGUUACGAAAGAUUGUAAAAAGUAACUGUGGAUGGGUACUGUUGUGUAAAAACUACAUCGGUUCAGGAAAGACCGGUGUAAGAAAUGAGUUUGCAAUCAGAUGACCCCUGCUAUAUUUGAACUGUAAUCUUUUGCCGAAGAAUGCAAAUGUUUUAUUUUCAAAGAAAUGUCUGAUGUACCCAUCAACAGUUGUUCAUUACGUUAUACCAUUUAUUUUUAGGUUUUAAAUGAAAAGGUAUUACAAAGGGCAAUUACGACUCAUGUUUAGAUAUACUACGAUAACUUUGUAACUGACAAUUUUUCGAUAAUGAUAAAGUGAACGAGAGGUUCAGUUUCAAUUGCUCCUCAGUGUAUGAUUGAUUAUAUUUCCUGCUGCCGACUCGACAGCCUCUAGAGCUUGCGACAGGCUGUAAGGUAGCCAUAUGUUAACGUGUUCGUCCACGAGCCGAAUACCACGUUUCAAUUCCAGUCAUGGAUAUGUUGGAACCUAUUCCUGGAAUCCAUCGGCGUGACAAACUGAGAGGUGCCAAAAGCGGCCUAAAACCAUUCUCACUCACUAAAGCAGUUUAGGAGGGACAUAUGUAUUUAGCAGGUAGUGUAUUAGUCGGGUUGGAUAAAUAAAAACUUCAUUUCGUCA